Messenger RNA from Suillus discolor, 531 nucleotides. RefSeq lists its product as uncharacterized. Lineage: Eukaryota; Fungi; Basidiomycota; Agaricomycetes; Boletales; Suillaceae. The coding region runs from base 1 to 531 and encodes 176 amino acids. The record is from RefSeq and is a predicted model, not a curated record. The transcript is spliced from 5 exons.
AUGAGCUAUGUGAUGGGCAUGUCAUGUGUUCACUCUGGUUCUGGUUCCAACUCCCUGCUGUCUGCUAAUAUCACACGUCCAUUGGCAGAGGUCAUCAAAGAAAUAGAGGUCAACCAUGCAAGACUUCAUUACUGUCUACUCAACAAGGACCCUACCAUGUCUUUUGACAUAGAUACCCACAAAGUGGCCCUUGGUAUUGAAAUACUGGAGUCAUAUGAAGACCCCUUCAUGAUGGCAUCGGCAAAUGACGAAGAGGACAAACCAUUGGAGAAGGAGCCUGCUCCAAAGAAGAAGAAAAAGAAAGGGAAGAGUCAAGCAGUUGAUGUCAGGGGUCCUCCUGUCCUGGAGCAAGACAAAGGACCAACAGAUGCACCUGCAUGCUUUGAAGUAGUCCAAGCAACCCAAGACUUCAUCUGCUUGGACAACGAUAUCGAAAUUCUUGAUGACUCACUCAACUCUGUGGGUCACAAUGUUUGCACUAAUGAUAAUGGUACAUUUGUGUCUCUUUAUUUCAUCAUCGCGCAUUCAUAA